This is a messenger RNA of Impatiens glandulifera, 2980 nucleotides long. RefSeq names its product protein VACUOLELESS1. The transcript is spliced from 15 exons. Gene Ontology annotation, molecular function: actin binding. The coding region runs from base 168 to 2684 and encodes 838 amino acids. NCBI's taxonomy places the organism in Eukaryota, Viridiplantae, Streptophyta, Magnoliopsida, Ericales, Balsaminaceae. Gene Ontology annotation, cellular component: lysosomal membrane; endosome; HOPS complex. The record is from RefSeq and is a predicted model, not a curated record. Gene Ontology annotation, biological process: intracellular protein transport; vacuole fusion, non-autophagic; endosomal transport.
UUUGAUCUUUACCAAAAAAACAAAAGAAAAUUCAGAAAAUUGAUUUCAUGUCACUCAUCAAUCCAGGCACCUUCGUCUACCCAUUAGCGCCAAAAAGCAGUUGAAAUCAUCAUCUCUGUAAAUUCAUUCAAGAUUCCACACAAGGGUUUCACCGCAUCAUCGUUUACAUGGCGGCCGUCUCAGUCGCCGCCGAAUGGCAGCUCCUCUACAAUCGUUACUACCGUAAACCCGAGAUCUAUUCGAUGCAAUGGAAAAACGUCGACCUGGGUCGAAACAAGGUCGCCUGUGCCCAAUUCGGCGGUCCAAUCGCUGUUAUCCGCGAUGAUUCCAAAAUAGUUCAGCUUUACGCCGAAUCCGCCCUCCGUAAGCUCAGAAUCUUUAAUUGCGCUGGAGUUCAGAUCUCCGAGAUCGUAUGGAAAAACCCAGGUGGUCGAUUGAUCGGUAUGGCUUGGACGGAUGAUCAAAUUCUUGUUUGCGUUACUCAAGAUGGCACCGUUUAUAGGUACAAUAUCCACGCUGAACCGAUUGAACCGAAUAUUUCAAUUGGUAAGGAGUGUUUUGAGAACAGUGUGGUUGAAUGUGUAUUCUGGGGAAAUGGAAUGGUGUGUAUGAAUGAGGCGAACCAGUUGUUCUGCAUAUCUGAUUUUCAGAAUCCCAAGUCCAUUCAGCUGGCUAACUCAAAUCUUGAGGAAUUUCCUCUUUGUAUGACGGUUAUUGAACCUCAAUAUACUAUGUCUGGUAAUGUCGAGGUUCUUCUUGGAGUGAAUGAUCAUGUGAUUCUGGUUGAAGAGGAUGCGGUGCAGCAGGUAGGGGAUGGGGUUGGACCACUUCAAAAGAUGGUUGUUUCGCGAAAUGGAAAGUUGCUUGCAUCUUUUACCCAUGAUGGGAGACUUCUUGUCAUUUCCACGGAUUUUUCCAAGAUCAUUUUUGAGUAUACUUGUGAGUCAGCACUUCCACCUGAACAGAUAGCUUGGUGUGGAAUGGACAGUGUUUUACUCUAUUGGGAUGAUAUGCUUCUGAUGGUUGGUCCUUAUGGGGAUCCAGUGCGGUACUUUUAUGAUGAACCAAUUAUUCUCAUCCCAGAGUGUGAUGGUGUAAGGAUACUGACAAAUACAAGCAUGGAAUUCUUACAACGAGUUCCUGAUUCAACCGUGUCAAUCUUUAAGAUAGGAAGUACAUUACCUGCUGCUUUACUAUAUGAUGCCCUCGAGCAUUUUGAUCGCCAAAGUUCCAAGGCUGAUGAAAAUCUGAGACUCAUAAGAUCCUCUUUACCUGAAGCCAUUGAAGCAUGUGUUGAUGCUGCUGGUAAUGAAUAUGACAUCUCACGACAAAGAACAUUGCUAAGAGCUGCUAGCUAUGGCCAAGCUUUUUGCAGCCAUGUUCAACGUGAUCGUUUUCAAGAGAUGUGUAAAACAUUGCGGGUCUUAAAUGCUUUACGAAACCUUGACGUAGGAAUUCCUCUAACUAUUCAGCAAUACAAGUUGCUUACACCAUCUGUUCUGAUCAGUCGAUUGAUCAAUGUCCACCAACACCUGCUUGCUCUUCGAAUAUCAGAGUACAUCAGUAUGAACCAAGAAGUUGUGAUAAUGCAUUGGGCAUGUGCAAAAAUAACUGCUUCCCUGACAAUUCCUGAUGCCCAGCUCCUUGAGAUUUUACAUGAUAAGCUAAAAUUAUGCAAAGGGAUAUCUUAUGCAGCAGUUGCUGGUCAUGCCGAAAAGAAUGGUAGGCGGAAGUUGGCUGCUAUGCUGAUUGCACAUGAGCCACGUUCUUCCAAGCAGGUUCCUCUACUGCUAAGCAUAGGAGAAGAAGACACAGCUCUCAUUAAGUCUAUAGAAAGUGGUGACAAUGAUCUUGUUUAUCUUGUAUUGUUUCACAUCUGGCAGAAGAGGCCAGCUUUGGAAUUCUUUGGGACAAUACAGUCAAAGGCACUGGCACGUGAUCUAUUCAUAGCUUAUGCACAGUGUUAUAAGCAUGAAUUUCUGAAGGACUUCUUUUUGUCAACUGGACAACUUCAAGAUGUUGCUUUUCUUUUAUGGAAAGAAUCAUGGGAACUCACAAAAAAUCCAAUGGCAAGCAAAGGAUCUCCACUCCAUAGUCCUCGCAUCAAACUUAUAGAGAAAGCUCAUGGUCUUUUCGCAGAAAUGAAAGAGCAUGUGUUUGAAUCAAAAGCUGCUGAAGAGCAUGCCAAAUUGUUGAAAAUACAACAAGAUCUCGAGGUUGCAACGAAACAAGCAAUUUUUGUGGAUUCCAGCAUAAGUGACACUAUUCGAACUUGUAUUGUUUUGGGAAAUCAACGAGCUGCACUAAAAGUUAAAACUGAAUUCAAGGUUUCCGAAAAGAGAUGGUAUUGGCUUAAGGUUUUUGCUUUGGCCACAAUUCGGGAUUGGGAUGCCCUCGAAAAGUUUGCAAAGGAGAAAAGGCCACCUAUUGGUUACCGGCCAUUUGUGGAGGCUUGCAUUGAUGCAGAAGAGAAAGGUGAAGCUUUAAAGUACAUCCCCAAACUUGUAGAUCCAAGGGAAAGAGCUGAGGCAUAUGCAAGGAUCGGUAUGGCUAAGGAAGCUGCGGAUGCUGCAUCUCAAACCAAGGAUGGUGAAUUGCUUGGUCGGUUGAAGCAAACUUUUGCUCAAAACGCGGCUGCUUCUUCCAUUUUCGACACUCUUCGAGAUCGCUUGGGCGUUUCAUAGCUUCAAUUCUUCUUGUUUAAUUAUUUGUCUCUUUUUUCCUUUGGGUGUUUUCGGUGGUGAUGCCACUUGCUUGCGUGUGUUGUUUAUUGUCUUCUUCCUUUCCCUCGGGUUUUGUCCCGAUUAGAGCAAAGCAUCAUCCUUCACAUGCUCGAGCUUUAAUUCUGCUGGAGAAAAAAAAAACAGGAUUAUAAUUGGGUGUUUGUAGUGUUUUUUAGGCUUAGUUGAAUAUUUUUGUGAUCAAGAGACUUUUGGCUUGGCUUGGCUUCCAAAGGAAAUGCUUCCAUGAAUUACUACUA